Penicillium cosmopolitanum is the source of this 360-nucleotide messenger RNA. RefSeq lists its product as uncharacterized. The transcript has a single exon. Bases 1 to 360 code for a protein of 119 amino acids. Lineage: Eukaryota; Fungi; Ascomycota; Eurotiomycetes; Eurotiales; Aspergillaceae. The record is from RefSeq and is a predicted model, not a curated record.
AUGCAGCAACAGUCUUUCUACGAGAGCAACAUUCCUAUCGCCAAAUCUGAUCUCCGGAACGAUGGGCAAAUCCCUACCAUGCAUCAGUAUUUUGACGGUGGUCAAUGUCGCGUAUUCAGGGUAACGUUCAUGGAUGGCGAGAGCCGGGCAAUAAGAGUACCUCUUUUUGUCCGUCAUGAUUCCCAGGACAUUGUUAUACAGCUUCUUGAGUCCGAAGCUCGAAUUCUCCAGGAGUUCGAAUUGAAAGGGUUCUCAUGGGCCGCAAGGCUUCGGGGCUGCAGUCUGACGUUCGACAAUGCCAUCAAAUACCCCUUUAUCGCAUUGACAUGGAUUCCGGUAGUCAGCUUAUAUGUCCGAUAG